Silurus meridionalis is the source of this 8401-nucleotide messenger RNA. RefSeq names its product senataxin (gene setx). Gene Ontology annotation, biological process: termination of RNA polymerase II transcription. Gene Ontology annotation, molecular function: transcription termination site sequence-specific DNA binding; helicase activity. Lineage: Eukaryota; Metazoa; Chordata; Actinopteri; Siluriformes; Siluridae. The record is from RefSeq and is a predicted model, not a curated record. Bases 322 to 7122 code for a protein of 2266 amino acids. Gene Ontology annotation, cellular component: nuclear body. The transcript has 25 exons.
CCGGAUUGUGCCUGCUGGUGUAAAUUAAACUCCGUUCUCAGUAAAUUAGUACCUAAACCCUUUUCCGUUGAUUGGCUUGAAUUCGCAAUUAGCGUUUCAGCUGAACGGCAUUGAUUGGCGCUUGAAAAACGGAAGAAGACGCCGUUUCCUGAGGCACUGCGGAAACACGGAAGCAGCGCGGUGACGUCACGCGUUCACCCGAGGUCUUUUGCAGUAUGUGAAUCAAAACACGCAGUUUAUGACCCAGUUUUCUUUUUUUUUUUAAAUAAGGAGCAUCACGAAUGCAAAUGAAAUGAGUCUGAAAGCAGUCUGAAAGUCGUUAUGGAGACGUGCGUGUGGUGUAUCCAAGCAAAUGAAUCCAAUGAUGGCGAUGAGGCCGUCAAGGCGGUGCUACAGCGUUACUGCGCCGGUAAGAUGACGCCACAAGAAAUGCAAGAUGCUAAUAAAGACCUCCUGUAUUGCCUGGAGUGUGUGGCGGUGUACCACGAAGCAAGAGAGACGGUCCCAGCACUGCACCAGCGUCUUUGGGAAUUGGAGACAUCUCGGCUGCUCGAAGUGUUUCGGGAAAUGUUGGAGGUCGACGUGGACGAUCAUGACCUGUACUUUGUCGAAGAAGGCCACGAGUUACCGGUCUCAAAGUUUACAGCCGAAGAAUUUCUCAACCAGCUGAGAUUUGCGCUCAUGGAAGUGCUGAAAUAUCCAUACCUUCUGUGCCACCAGGAGCUCUGUCAAAUGGUGGUAAAAGUGUUAUGCAAAAUGGAGGAUAUGAAUAAUCCUCUACCAGUGCAUGAGCGCUAUCAGGGAAUUUACCUGCUCAUGGUGCACCCAAACGAAAAGGUGCGUCGCUGGGCAAUAGCGACUGCCAGGUCUUUGGGCAGAGUGGACAGAGAUAAUUAUUAUGAUCUUCAGGAGGUCUUCUCCUGCAUGUUCUACAUCAUUGAUUUAGGAAUUACUGUGGACUUCAUAAAUGUGGAUGACCAGUACUGCUCUGGCAAGCUCAAUAUUCUACCUCCACAUCUCUAUGACUCCAAAAAUAAGAAGCAUUACUGGCUAGGUAUCUGUAUGUUGCUGAUGCAGCUGGACUCGCAGGCCAUGGACUCUUUGUUAAUGGGGCCAGAAGGGCAAGCCAGCAUUCCUCAAUGCAUUAUCAAUACCAUGAAUGAUUGUAAUAAAGAUGACCCUGGAUCAGAUCCCUUCUGGCCCUCUUUGCACUGUUUCUUGGUCAUUCUAGACCGUCUUGGCUCGAAGAUUUGGGGUCAAAUAGAACCACUAGAUGCUUUCCAGGCCAUCACUAAAGCAAGCAGCUACAUGGCUGAAAUUGAAAAUAUCCGACAGAAAACUGCAGGGACAAGAGUGAAGGUAGAGCCUGAGAAUGAUGAUGACCUAAUAUCCUGUAGUCAAAUUGUCUAUGGCUGCUAUGCAACGGAGCGAACAAGUAGAUCAUCAGACUGGUCAUCUGGCAAUAAUGACACCAGUGGCAAUGAGAUUUUUGAAGAAAUGAGCUGCCUGGUUAAUGUUUUGCAGACUGAAAUGGGUCAAGGCAUGCGUGUAUACGGGAGCACCUUUCUUUGGUUCAUUCCUUUUGUUCGCUCGAUCAUGGAGUUGAACAUGCUUAAUAGCAUCUACAUCGGGGAAGUUAUUCACUAUCUGGAUAACAACAUCAACAUCAAGGAUUUGCUCUAUGGGCGGACACACACAUGCGAUAAAGUCACGGAGUUCUUCAUCCGCAUCCUUUUGGAUAUAAUUAAGCUGCACCUAAGUAAAGGCUGCAUGGAAAUGCUGUCUUAUUUUACCCAUAUAUGGGUAGAUAUCGUAAUGCAGUGUGCCACCCUUUCUGAUGACCUUUAUAAUGCCAGAGUUCAAGAUCGGAGAGGGGUCAGUUCACUUACUUCGCAUUAUGCUCGAGGGACCCAUAUGCCAGCAAUUGGUAUCGGCGCAAUGAGUCACGCUUGCAUUAAGUUGAUUCGCUCCAUCUUGAAAGAAGGGGGACGAACAGGAACAGUCUCAGAGUCUGCACAUUUUCUGGACCUAAUUAACAAACACUUACGUGUCUCUGCUAGAGGGUGGAAUCUUCCCAAACCAGAAUAUGAGAAUCUUAAGAAAUGCUUAGUCAAGCUUGUGAAAGCCAUAUCCGACAGGCCUGUUUCAAAUGAUGUUUUAUGUGCUCCACCAACACCACCAUCUGAUCCGUCAGAACAUGUCAUUUCCUUUACAAACUCCGCACUGCAAAUACCUCUGCAGCAGCCGCAAACCAAAGACGCAGAGGUUGGUCCAAGUGGCCCGAGAGAUACAGUUCAUUUUAUUAAGGAUGAACCACUGUUUGAUGAUGAGGAAUGUCAAAUUAAAUGUGACGAAAUUAAACCAAAGAACGAACCUCAUAAUCCAAUACCGAUUUCAGAAAAUAAACCUCCUUUUAAGAUAAGCCGGUUAACAGCAGACAAGGAAAAAAUGCAGGAAAUCAAAUCAAAGUUAAAUGAAGGUCAGAAUCUUUCCAGGAUACAAGCCAUUGCUAAGAGAAGAUGUGAGACUGAGGAUGAACGAGGUGAAUGCAGUGGCUUGAAAAAGAUUGAACAUUCUUCAGGUGUCAGCCCUCAGAGCUCUGAUCGCCAAUCUAAGGUCCAAGACUCUGCCUCACUUAGCAAGUGCAGGAAAAGGGAUUUAAACGACGAUGACGACCAGCCUCUUGAUGUUUUCAGGCGUCAGCUGAAAAGAUCUCGAAAGUCCGCUGAAAAGCAUUAUGCCCAACCGUUGUUCAGCAGUGAUGAUGAAUCUUCGAAUGACAAAACGGCAGUAGAAAACCGGGUAGUACCUGGUCCAUCUUUGGACUUUGAAUUUGCUAAGAGCCCAGGCCGUGUUUUUGAUGAUUGUAGUGACUCACAAGUAUUUGAGUGUGAAACCCAAGAAGACAUUGCAUCUGCCUGGGAUGAGCCGCACAUUGGCGUCCCAAUUGUGACCAAAAAGCAGAAACUUGGCAUUGAGUCCAAAGCAUGUGUUAUUUAUGAUCUGGAGCCCAUUGGGACUCAACCCAUCUCAGACCAAGACAUUGAGCAAGCCUGUGUGCAAGUGGAGGCUCAAAUCCAUCAGCACCAACAGCCAAAGGAACCAACUUCAUCCAGCAUGCAAGUGCCACCAAAACCAUCUUCUGAUGAGAAAUCUGGAUUUAUUCAGUCCAAGCACUCUGAAAAACACACUGAAAAACCUGGCCGAAUUGAUAAAGUCAAGCAACAGCUGAGCAGAAAACCUCCUAUAACUGAAGCCCCAAUUCAGAAAGCCAAGAAACAUUGCAGGCUACUUAAAGCCAUAUCUCUAGAGCCUGUAAAACCAUGUUCUUCCACAAUGGUAGCUUCAUCCUCUACUGCUUCCUCCUCGAGAGGCUCUUCUGUGCACUCUGUCGUGCGUUCACUAUCCAAACCUGCUAUAGUGCCUCCAAAAAAAGAUCGGGUACGUGUUGCACCCGAAUGUGCACCAGAGCUUUUAGGGUUGAAAAAGAAGGAAAGGAAAGCUUUUGAGCUUUCCCAGCGUUCCUCUACCAUAGUAGCUCAACUUCGAUCACAUGGCCAGAAUAUGAAUAUUGAGCAACAACAGAAGUCAAAAAGAGUCCGUCAAAAGAAGGCCGUUGUGAAGAAAGGGAAGAAGUUGCUUUCGUCACAAGAUUUGCAAUACUAUAGGCAGACUGCUGCUGUUGUCAAAUCAAAUAAAUGUCCUGUGCUAGAUACCUUUCCCAAAUCAAAAUCUGAAAGCAUGGAUGAGCCAAGCGACGAGGAAGAUGAUUACAAUUUCCUUCCCUGUUCUCAGCCCGACCCUGACCGAAGGAUAGACAGUAAAAUGGGUGUCAAUCAGGUCAAUACUAGUUUGUCAGAUAACAAAAAAGAAGUAAAUAAUAAGGUGGAGAAUCCUAAAAGUAAGGAGUUGAGCUCCUUUCAAACCAAUGCUGUUUGUGGUUCAACGGCAGAGGGUGCAGAAGCCAUAGAUGAAAACCAAGAUGAUAAUGAAUGGACAUACCUUACCCAAAACGAACCAACAGACAUGGAGUUAUGCUCGCAAAUGGAGCAAAUUGAGGAUUAUGGCAAGAAUUUAAUGAUUCAAGGCUGUGCACGCAUGGAAUCUGGCAACCAACCAAAUCUUUUUGAAGAAAAAACGAAUGAGCCUUUUAAUCCUGGCAACAAGCCUCAGAAAUCCAUUGAGAUGUCUACAAAUGACCAAGUGUUCGUAAAACCUAGCAUGUCGACAGAGGGUCCGAAAAAAACAAAGCCUUCGACGACGAAAAUCUACACAUCAAGUUCCCGCAGUGCCUCUUUGGCUAAAGAGAUUGGAAAAGUAUCGAACCCUCCACCUCCUGCUCAUGUUGCUAAAGCCAAGGUUGCAAGACCACCCCCGGCAAUGCCACCCCCGGCAAUGCCACUCCCACCUCCGAAAUCCACAACACAGCCCGAGUUUCGCCAACCUCUCCCCCCUAGACCCACCCUGCAUGCUCCGAAUCAGGCUUCCAAGUCAUCACUUUCUGUUGAAACUCCUGCUCCCUAUGUACCUUCCUUUAAAACCUAUUCCAGACCAGAAACGCCUGUAUCAAUACGAACACCAACUGUGGCUCGAGAUCGAAGGUCUGAACAUUCUCCAAUGUUCGAUCCAUCCUACCUGAAGCAGGCGAUUUUAAAGUGGGAGUACUGCAUGUUCGAGAACUAUACAGCGUUUGGGACACCCAAGGACUUGUGUCCAUUUCCCCUUAAGGAAGUGCCAACAAAUUUCUCUAACCACAAGGAGUACUUCGAAAUAUUUUACCCCCUAUUGCUUAUUAAUACGUUUGAGGAGAUGGCCAAUAAUUGGCUUACCGAUACCAGCCUUAAUCCUGAGCAGGAGAAGAGGCAGUUGUAUCCUAAAGAAGAAGACCUUGUACUCCUCUGGCUGCCGGCGAACGUAGGAGCAUAUGCGAACGACGAACCGGAUUCCACGGAGACGACUGUCCACUUUGGAUGCGUGUCGCGAUACACCGUGAUGAGCAAUGAAGGGCAGCCCUCCACUCUGAAACUUAUCAUUCAGACUCGUGGUAACGUGUCCUCUGUUAACACCCAACCUGUACGCUGUGAAGUGAUUGGCUCCCUGAUCAGUACGCUGCGGGAGUUCCGAGCACUGUGUAUGCUACAGAGGAGCAAGAUGUUGGAUCCAGUGAUCAAGCCAGACAUCAAGUAUUUUGCACCCUGCCAGGACAACCUCCCAAGCCUAGAUUUGCCUGAAUAUAAUGGAGACCAGGCCCGAGCAAUAAACUGUGGUGUUGCGAUGGUGAAAAGAAAGCAGAAUACCCCAAAGAUAUUGUUAAUACAUGGGCCACCAGGGACUGGCAAAAGCAAAAUCAUAGUUGGGAUGCUGCACAGACUUCUCUGUGAUGGCGCGAGACCUUCGAUGGGUCGCAACACCAAGUCUCACAGAACGAGAAUUCUACUCUGCGCUCCAUCUAAUGCAGCCAUUGACAACUUGAUGAGAAAAAUCAUUCCUGCCUUCAAAGAAAAGUGCUUGGACAUCAGUAAUCCACAAGGCACCUGUGGUGACAUCAACCUGGUGCGCCUUGGGAGCGAGAGGACAAUCUCUGAGCAGCUGAAAGGCUUUAGUCUCGACAGCCAGACCAGGAAAGCAUUAGAGAAGACGCAACAAAGGCCUGAUUUAGAAAAAGAGCGUGAGAAACUGGACAAGUUGAUUGAAUUGAUGUCUCAGGACUGUGCCAAGACGGACAAGAAAUCAGCCAUGUUUGAACAGCUGAAUUCCAAAAAGAUGCAUUACAUGAAGGAAAGGCAAAAACUCAGCAGACCACUAAAGGAGUAUCGUAAUAAAAAGCAGGAGGAGCAGUCACGUCUCAUACUUGAGGCUCAUGUGAUCUGCUGCACGCUGAGCACAAGUGGCAGUACCCUCCUUGAAUCUGCUUUCCGGCACCUUGGGCACGAACCAUUCAGCUGCGUCAUUGUAGAUGAGGCGGGACAAGCUAAAGAAACAGAAACAUUGAUCCCUUUGCUUUAUCGAUGCCAAAACCUGAUCCUAGUGGGCGACAACAUGCAGCUCACCCCCACUGUCAUAUCCAAGACAGCCAAAGACCUGGGCUAUGACCAGUCACUGAUGGCUCGAGUUUGGAUGGACCUUAAUCGCCAGAAUACACACCUGCCCUCUAGAGUCUUCCUUAGCGUCCAGUACCGCAUGCACCCAGAUAUUUGCAAGUUCCCAUCAAAGUACAUCUACGUCAAUGAACUGAAAAGUGACCCUGAGACUGCUAAUAAGUUGUGCUCAGUCUCCUGGCCGUUUGAGCCCUACAGAGUGUUUGAUGUGACUGAUGGAAAAGAAAGCAAAGAGAGAGAUUCAUUUAGUAACUUGAAGGAAGUCAAGCUGGUGGUGCAGCUUUAUAAGAUGUUUGGAGAGAACCAUGCCUUGCGCAAAGAGAAACAGCUAAUGCGUGUUGGAAUCAUCACUCCAUAUAACGCCCAGAAACAGCUCAUCAUGCGUGCCCUUGAACAGGAACCGUGCAAGAAAUUUAAAAAAUACAUACACGUGGAGGUGGACACGGUGGAUGGGUUCCAAGGCCGUGAAAUCGACUGCACCAUCGUGUCUUGUGUAAGAGCCAGCGAUGAAAAUGGCUCUAUCGGGUUUGUUGCUAAUCGUCAGAGGAUGAACGUGACGAUAACUAGAGCAAAGUAUAGUUUGUUUAUUCUCGGACAUCUCCGCACGCUCAAGGAGAAUGGCGAUUGGGGUGCACUGAUAGAUGACGCAGGGCAACGUGGGAUUAUAAUACCAGCAUCGGAGCCCAACUUUCAUGAGGUCACGAUUAAGGUGCUGAAACCAAAUCGACUCUCUCGUAGUUACUCACACCCUCCUCUCCAAACCUCUAUCCCCCCCCACUCUGAUUGGCAAAGAGAUCGAAUGCACAAUAGACCUAAAGACCCACGUCAGCCAGUGGAUUAUCAUCCAAGGAGAGAGCAGGACCGUGGAAACCAAGGUUUUACUCGCCCCAGGCUACCAAGUCACGGUGUUUCAGACUCUCGGCUACACCAAAGCUCUGCUCAUUUCUCUCGUUCAACUUCAGAACGAUAUCCCAAAAAUCACUAUUCGACCUCUUCAGGGUCAUCCAGGGCACACAGGAGAUAAUUUGCGUUUAUCUUUGCUGGACACUUAUUUUGCCUAAAUGACUCUGCAUUUCGCAGAAGCCCUCAAGUGUAAACGCGCUUCUAACGUGAGCUGAAGGAUUCGUGUACAGCGUCCGGUGUCUUCCUCUAGACAUUUUGACCAAAAAUGAUGUUAGCAUUGUACCCAAGAAAAUGUUAAUCGGUUUUAUUUUAGUCUUCAUGUACAGAAGUAAAAAAAAAUUUGUUAAGUUUGGUGUAUUUUUUUAUUUUAUUUUUUUAUACAAAAAUUCAUCACAAUCUAUGCCAGAAAAAAAAAUCUGUGCAUUUCGUAAUUUCUUUCUCUUCUAUACUUAAAUGCCCCUUUUAUGUGGAUAGUCUAAUUUGUAAAAAAACAAACAAAAAAAAAUCCCAACAAAUUUUAAGUACUCAUUUUUGUUUGCAAAGUCAGCAAACAGGAUCAACCUGUUGCUACUUUUAUUUCAGUUUUUAAUGUUUUCAAGAUACGCGGGAAAUAGUUUUAUUUUCUGCCGAGUUGAAAUACUCAUCAAAUACUGUGUCUCGAAAAUUACUACGAAAAUAAGGAACAUUCAUAUAAUGUUCUGAGUUGAUUAUUUUGCAAUUUAUUGUAUAUAUUUUAAGAAUGUGUCUUUUUGUAAUACAGGUUUUGUACAGAACAAUGUCUUAGCCCCCUCCUCCUGUUUUUCUUUUGAGGCAAAUGUCUGGAACGUUCACUACAUCCCAGUGUGCAUUCUGGCACAUUAGGUUGGAUGGAAUCGUAACUGUGGCUGGAGUGCACUUAGGAAUUGUUCUCUGCUCUCAGUACACAUGGAUGUAAAUCUCCAUUACUGUGAUGAAGUCCUAAAUAAACCAGGCUUAACAAAGUGCACUUUUCCGGCCAAGUAUUAAUGUGCAAUACUGUAAUAAACCACCAGAGUGUGUUUGUGUGCUACAUUAUUUGUAGACCAUGCAAGGUGAGAUUCUAGGGGGUGGGGGGGAUUCUAGAUUUCUAGAUUUUGACCAAGAAGUCUAUUACUUUACUUUAUCUGCAUUAAUCGUGUUUAACGCAUACUAAUAUAUAACUCCAUAUAUUUUCUUUAAGGCAUUAAGGAAACUCAGUGCUGGGCAUGUUGUCCUCUUGCUUUCAGUCAACUGUCUUUAGAUCUGCUUUUUCACUCUCGGGUCUUCUAUGUAAAGUAAAAAAAUAAAAUAAUUUAUUGACUGUGUGGCUGUCCAUGUUAAAAUGGCACACUGGCAUGUGUGACUUUAUGCCUGACCUGAUGCAAUAAACAUGUUUCCUUCUA